Molecule: messenger RNA, 6403 nt
Organism: Pocillopora meandrina
Lineage: Eukaryota; Metazoa; Cnidaria; Anthozoa; Scleractinia; Pocilloporidae
Source: the annotation of a GenBank genome assembly
AUGCAAGUAUUUGAAGACUUCAUCGAUAAUUUUCUAAACAUCACGACACCCAAUAAAGGCCAACUUAAUGAUGGAGGAGAUGAAACGAGAAGAGAAUCCAUCUUUAAGGUGGCAGUCGCCUUCGAGGAAUUUGCAUUUAAUUAUGGUAAAUACCAUCUGAAUGGAACGAAUCCUUCUACAACGAUCAAAAGCCGAACAAUGGGUGAGUUCAAACUAUUUUAUUAGUAACUGACCCACUGACCAUUUGUCUAACUGAAUGGUCUGUCUGCCGCCUGGCCUUGGAAAUUAAAUGAUACAAGUGAAUUCUUGAAGGCUCACGUAAGCAGUCGAAGGCGCAUAAAAUUCGUCUGGCUUGAUGCCAGUAGGUGCACGAAGGUGUGUGAAGCCCAGUUGACGAGAAGUGAUAUUCGUCUGGUUAAUAAGCUGUUUCAAUUUCCUCUUUUGAGUAUAUGAAUACGAUCUCAGUACAAUAAUAUAUUUCAAAUAAAUCAGAAUGGCGUUUGAGAAAUCAUAGUGUAGUGCUGUGUAUAUACCUUUAAGAAAGGGAUCCGUAUACGCUGCUGUCAUCUCCUUCAAUUCCAAUCAUCAGCUAACAUCUUCUCUUUCUUCUGACAGUUUUGGGCAUUCAAAUUGGCUACCGUCGGAAUGCAACUGACUUUUUCCUCAAGGAGGAAGAAUUGCAAGUCAGCAUUAAUAUAUCCUCGGAUGAUUUUGCUGAAAAAGGUUUGCGUUAACCACGCUUUCAACUCUAAAUCAUAGAAUGACAUUUUUCCACUUUAAUAGUUGCUCUAGUAUUUAGAAAUCAGAAAGUUUUACGUAUCAGUGUACUAUUUUUCAAUCGUUAAACAUUUCAAAACAGCUGAGAAGGUACGCGAUGACCUUAGUAGGAAGCUGGGAGAAUAGUCGGAAAGUUUGCCAAUCACUCACGCCCAGCUAAUGAUCUAUAACCUUUUUGAGUGUUCUGCCAGAAUCCUAAGUAGAUUAUUUCGCCCUUUAACCAGUAGAAGGUAGGGGUAAUUGCUUGAAUCAAUGAUAAUUAGCACGCACAACAUUUCUAUAUUUUCACUAAUGUCAUAGAAAAGUAAGAAAUGACAAAAGCAUUAGUUGAUCUAUGCCAGUGGAGUCUCCGGUUCAAAUAGCUUAUGCAGAAUGCUAAAGGAGCAAAGAUGUGGUGUUAGCCAGUUGGGUGUUCAAAUGUCGAAGUAUGUGGGUCAAACAAAUAAUUCUGCUCGAAAAUAUUUGGUCUUCGAAAACACUUCAGUCCAUACUGUAUUAUAACUUAGACAGUUCUUUGGUGAAAAACAUGGAGGGGAACUUGAUCGAUCACCAUUUCGAAUAUGUUUAUACUGAGACUAACCCUAUCGUUUGGCGUUACAAGGACUUUUUUUCAUGUUCUGAUUAACAAUAUUGUUUUCUUUAAAGGGUCAGUGAUUGUAGGAUGUGUGUACAAAGACCUUCAUGAAUUACUACUGAGAAAUCAAUCUACUGGAGAAGAACUUGACACUUCCAGGUGACGUUAAGCGAUAAAAUAUUUAAGAAUUGUGCUUAGCGUACAUGUAUUGAAUUAUAUGGCAUGCCAUAUCAAAUUUAACCAAUCGAGAUAGGGAGAACCCUAAUAAGCAGUGUAAUAGGAACCCUAAUAAUGAAUAAAGAAGGCGAUGACCAAGUCCAUUUUUUAAGCUCAUUUGGAGAAAUUACCUGAGGGUUAAGUUUUCUUUAUCACACAGUAAACUUUAAAAAUCAUAAGAGAAGUUAAUUUUCAUUAUCACCAUUUUAUAUCGAAGAUAAAAAUGACAUAGAGUAUGCUACAUGCAGUUAUAUGUAAAUGCACUGUAAUGGUUUGCAAAAGUUGAUAGCAUAGAACAAUAUUUCUUCUACAGGUAUGUUAACACCAGAAUAAUGACGGCAGCGAUGAAUCCUAAACCUGAAAAACUACGACGAGAUGUAAUCUUGAAGUUCAAAAACCUACAGGUAACAGCAAGAACGCUGAAAGAUAAGCUCGUUCCCUUUGUGUUAUGCUGGAUCAAUUUAAUAGAAAUACAUGCAAAAUAUAUUUUCAGGUCGUUGAAGAAGAAAAGCAUUGCAUGUUUUGGAGUGGUUUCAAAAAUAGGUAAAUACAAAGAUAUUAUAAACUAUGCUUUGGGACUCCGUCUUUUUCGCUUAGUCCAAAACUGAGUAUAAAAAUUCGAGAUAUCAGUUAAACCCUCAUUUGCGAGGAGGAUAGUCCUGAUUUUUCAUAUUAGAAUCACCGUUAUGAAAUGUUAUAAAAUACCAGAAGAAAGGCAGUCAACACUGAUUAGUGUUUCAAGCUCCGAAGUUUUUUAAAUUAUAUGUUAUUCACCGAAUAACAUAUAACCAAUCAGAUUGCUGGGUUUGUUACCGUACCCUCUGAGAAAGGAAAAUCGUUAUUUUUAUUCAUUAUAUUGUAAUAUUUCUUUGUUUUUAGUCCGGAUGGGUUUUCAGAAGAGGGUUGUCAUGUGGAUCAUUCGAAGAGCAACUCAGAAGAAACAAUUUGCAGCUGCAAUCAUUUGACUCAUUUCGCUGUCUUAGUUGACUUCAGCGGCAGCACAAAGGUAGUUUUAUUAUUAUUAGUAUUAUUAUUAUUAGUAUUAUUAGUAUAAUUAUUAUUAGUAUUAUUAUUAUUUUUACCUUGAAUUCAAACUAGAAAUGGGUACGUGUGGUCAAUCAAAGUAUUACCUUCUUUUUCUUUUGUUUUUGACGCAGCUUUCCGAGAACGACGUAGCUGUUCUGGAGAUCAUCACUUACGUAGGGUUAAGCCUAUCCAUCAUCGGAAUACUUUCGACAAUAACCUUAUAUUCUUUCCUCACGUAAGUACUGUAAUCAAACGAUCAGCGGAGAACAUCCUGAAAUACCGUGGAAGAUGUAUUGAAUAAAUCAGGCCAGUGCAAUGUCCGUAACACCCCUUCCCCCCUGCCCCAAAAAAAAAAAAUAAUAAUAACGAAAAUGUCUUGGUGCUAAUUAGAAACUAAAUCCGUACCCCAUGUUUUGGACAUCACUCGUGACUGUCCAAGUUCAUCUGCCUAUCUACUGUCUCUCGCUUUCACUCAUGCUUUUUGCUUUUGUUUUUUUUGGUUUUGUUUUGUUUUGUUUUGUGUGUGUGUGUGUUGUUGUUGUUGUUGUUGUUAACAGAGAUCUUCGUCAACCUCUGUCCCAAAUACGCGUAAGUCUUGCUGUGGCUUUAGGAGCUGGACAAAUAUGUUUUUUCGCUGGUAUAAAUGCCACAGAGAUCAAGGUAGGUGGUUAUUCCCAUUUUUUAUAUGAAAUUAAAGAUAUUAUGAUCGAACAAAGCAUUGAAAUGACAUAGAUUCUGCUGUUUUCUUUACGUAUCUGUGCAGGCUGUGUGUGUCAUAGUAGCAGCUGUUAUGCAGUAUUUUCUGAUGGCCGCUUUCUGUUGGAUGCUGGUCGAGGGAAUUUAUCUUUACCUGUUUGUUGUAAAAGUUUAUAACAUCAACGACAAGAUGCGCAUAUAUCACGUCAUGUCAUGGGGUAUUUUGCUUACACAGCUGAACUUACAAUAUACUGUGAAUUUUAUUUUUGGCUAAUUUAAUUUUAAUCAUUUUGAGUCGCCUUGAUUGGUUUGUCAUUUCCUGAUAGGUUUUCCAUUAGUUAUGGUGGCCAUUUCACUGUCUAUCGCUGCUGGAAAAGAAGGGAUACAGAGUUACACCAGCGACAAAUUGUACGAGGCGUAUAUUUUUUUUUCUUUUUUCUCCUUUUUUUUCCUCCCCCUAAAAUGUUAAUUUUUUUCGGUGAAGUUUUGAUGUUUCUUUUAAUUUGCUUUGACAUUUUCAUUAAAUUUAUCUCAAAGUCCUUCUCGUAACAUUUACCCUUUCGGGAAAGCUUUCUCACAUCGGUUUCUUUCUUUAUGCAAGGUUUCUGUAAUUUUAUCCUUGUGUUUCCUUAUUCCUUUUUUUUUCUCCAAAAUCUUCCCUUCUCAUCUGUACCUUAUCAUGUUAUCAUCAUAUUAUUGAACAUCUUAAAAUGCAUUUUUUAACAUAAUAUAAACAACAGUGUUAUGCAAGAAUUUCAGUCCUGAGAAAAGCCUUAACAACAAAUGUGGACAAGUAUCAUUAUUUUUUCUCGUGUGUUUGAUAUCGCCGAUCAGUUGCUGACACGUCAGUCGCCUAUUGCACCCCUCGGCCAGGUUGAUGAAUGAACUGCGAAGCCUUCACCAUUCUCAAUCAAUCAAUAAUUAUUUGGUAUAUAUGAUAAAAAAUGAUACAUGGUUACUUUCAGCUAUGAAAUUUCUCUUCUCGUGUUCAACUUGACACCUCACUCGUGAGCUAUCGAGUUAAACACUCGAAGAGAAAUUUUAUAUCUUCGCGCGCCCAUGUAUUUUUCGCUAUGUAAUUUCUUACGAAUUCCUUUGACUGCAGAUUUUAUGCUGACAAUUUUUGUUUUUGUCUAUGCUAUCUUUCCCCUUUUAAGUUGUUGGAUAUCCUCAGCGAACAAUUUGAUAUGGAUAUUUGUCACAUUUGUGAUUACAGUUGAAGUGGUAAGUUUCUGUUUCGGUUUAUUCAUAUCGGUGAUUAUGAUAUAAGACUUGAAAUGUGUAAUAGCCAUACCUUAAUACAAACUUUUAAUUUUUCUCCUCCUCUUUCAGAUCAACAUUUUGAUACUCACACGAGUCAUAAGGGAGAUGGCCAGAAUGCAGCCAAACAGGAGACAAGCAAAGUCAGCAAUCACGGUGAGAAAGAGCUCUAAAGAACGUUAAAAAAAAAAAAAAGAAAAGAGAGAGAGAAAAAUGUUUUCAGUUCCUGCAAGAGGUUGGGUGAAAUCCUAAAGAAUCCUUAUAACGGAAUACUUCUUACUUCCUGAGGAGCUUGUCGAUAUUAAUUAGGUAAGAGAAAGUAUGGGUUCCAAAAAUGUUUGUGAGGUUCAGUAAGCAAUAAAUUAACCAGCAAAUUUUCGUCCUAUAGAGUUGGCAUUAGAGCAUGUGUUGUGAUGAUCCCCCUGUUGGGUGUCACGUGGUUAUUUGGUCUUCUGUCGCCAUUACACAAAGCUUUUUCCUACAUUUUUACCAUCCUCAACUCUACUCAAGUGAGUAUCAAAUAUUAUGAUUUUACAGUUUCAUACGUGAUAGAAUAUUUGUUAAUGUAAAACAGACAAAAGUGAAUAAAAUUUAAAAGAUAAGAAAAAAGGAUGUCACUGUUUAUGUGAUUUUUUGCUGGUCAAGACAUAAUUUGAUUCUUUUUGAUGUUAUUUGGGGCUUUUAGAGAAAAAAAAAAAAAAGAAAACCUCAAUAUAUUUACCCUAGGUCGCAAUCACAAAACGAAAUUGGUCUGAAAAACAAUUUUUUUUUUCUGUCUAAGGGUUUCCUGAUUUUCGUUCUUCACUGUGUGCGAAACAGCCAGGUAAGUUUUAAAACUUGAGGUUUUAAAACUUGAGGUUUUAAAAUUUGAAUGUACCUUGAAUGUGAUUCUUUUUCUUACUUUCCAUGUCUAUCGGUGCCUUUAUUUGUUUACUUUGCUUGUCUAUCUGCAGAUUAGAGAGCGAUUCAAAAGGAAGGUGAACACGGUUUUCCCAUCUACAAACAAUGAAAACUCCACAAAGAAGAGCUCACAGGUUAAUCCAAGUGUUGUCGGUGAUACGUGGGUAGCUGAAUUGCAGUCUUUCGAUGAAUUUGAGCUGGAAAAACACUCGGCUUGAAGAGCUAGAUUCAACACGGACCAAGCAUGAAACUCCAUUGUUUAAUUGUUUAAUUUGAUUUUUAAGCUUAGUUGGUCAAUCGCGGUUGCUCAUUUUCGAUCUUUCAGGAAGAUUUCGGCCGUUCCAAUCGAGGCAUUAGCUUCGUGAAUAAGUCAUACUUAAGGUGUAACUUACUGCGAUAAUAGGGCAACUUGCCAAAGGUAGUAGCGUUUAAUGUAAGCUAGAUGCAAGAACUGUUCAAGCUUUUUUUUCUUUAGAUUUUUUAGACUAUCGUAUCUUCUUAGAGAAAGUUUGCCUUAGCUGCAAACUAAAUAUCUUUUAAGUAACUAUCUUAUAGGCUGGCUGUCGAUCACUGUUAGAAUACAAAACAGUCUGUUCUAGCUUUCUUUUUCUUUGAAUUAAGAGUAAGUAAUUUUUUGAGUAUCGUACGUAAUUAGGGAAAUUUUGCCUUAGCUGCAAACUAAAUUGCUUUUAAGUAUCUAACUUAUAGGCUGGCUGUCGAUCGCUGUUAGAAUUCAACAUAGUCUCUUUCAAAUGAUGGUUUCUUCGUUCUAUCAAUGAUUGCCCCCUAUUUUUUCCUAUUAUUUAGUUGAAAUGUUGCGGUGAUGCAGUCAAGACUGACGUGUCUUUAAACAUUCCUAUGCUUUAUUAUGAUACACAUUUCUAUGAAUUUUAGCGCGCAAUUUUAUACUUAUAUUUCACGAUAGCGUCACCCAUUUUAUAUUAUUUGAGUGGU